AUCGACCCGUAUACUAGGUUCGAGAAAAGGUAGAGGGUCGGUGUGAUGAUGCUCAUGAUGUAUUCAGGAUGAUGUAAAAAUCAUUUUUGUUGAAAGUUAGACGUUGGAUGCUGACUGAAGUGACAUUUGAUGAGAUUUCUUGAGAGCUGAGAUCUGACUAUCCCUGUGUUUCUAGACUUUGUGUAGUUUCAUCAUGUAGCAGUUAUCUUGUUACUUUCUUAAAAAGUUGGCUCACAGCCUUCGUAGUCAUACAACAGUGGGGAAAAUCUCAUGAAGAACAAAUCCCCUCUGCCCUAUUUGUACUGAUAUGAUUGUCAAGAUGGAUUUUUUGAUCUUGGUCUUGAAAUGAUGGAUUUGAAGGAGGAGGAGGAGGUGGGGCCACCUGCAAGUUACCCCAGCCCUCUUACCAGCCCCACCCCUCCUAAACCUCUCGCCCCAUUCCAGUUAUUUUUUCACCACAAUGGACUGGAGUCGUACCUCAAGUAUUUCCCGAAUGAUUUCACCCUUGGUCAUUUCCGUGCCCUGACGGAGGAUGAUUUGGAAGAUGAUUAUGGAGUGCAGAAGCUGCCGGAUAGGAUCAAGUUGAUGAGAGCUGUGCACAAGUCGAGAGAGGAGUAUGAUGAUAGAGAGAGGGAUCUGGAUAGGCGGUCACAUCAUGGUGGAGGAGAGUCAGAAGGAGAGGAACACACAAAAAAGGAAACUAUCAAAUAAUGCCUUUGGAUUACCAAAAGAAAUCAAAUUUCUUUUGAAGGAAUAAUACAUACAUGUAAAUAUACAUAAUUACAUAAGAUAUACAUAAUUCUAUAUCAAGAAGAAAAGCAAAAGACAAAUGAAGAGAUCAUUCAUAUAAAACAAGUAUACAUGUAUGUUGG
Messenger RNA from Strongylocentrotus purpuratus (purple sea urchin), 872 nucleotides. RefSeq lists its product as uncharacterized. The transcript has 3 exons. The record is from RefSeq and is a predicted model, not a curated record. Gene Ontology annotation, molecular function: protein binding. Bases 346 to 711 code for a protein of 121 amino acids. Lineage: Eukaryota; Metazoa; Echinodermata; Echinoidea; Camarodonta; Strongylocentrotidae.